AUGCCGUUCUUCCAGAACCGCAUUGGCGCCAUUGAUGGGACACAUAUCCCUACUACAAUCAAUGAAGAUAAGGCCCCUCCUUUUAGAAACAGAAAAGGGACAUUGUUCCAGAAUGUUAUGUUUGCUUGUGACUUUGAUCUCAAAUUCACUUUCAUCUCUUGUGGGUGGGAAGGAUCUGCGUCUGAUGCAGGAGUCCUACGUUCUGCUCUUACGAAGGGGUUUCAUGUACCGCCAGGGAAAUUCUACCUUGUAGAUGGCGGAUAUGCUAACACUCCAUCAUAG
This is a messenger RNA of Miscanthus lutarioriparius, 282 nucleotides long. NCBI's taxonomy places the organism in Eukaryota, Viridiplantae, Streptophyta, Magnoliopsida, Poales, Poaceae. The record is from the annotation of a GenBank genome assembly.